Molecule: messenger RNA, 13914 nt
Organism: Protopterus annectens (West African lungfish)
Lineage: Eukaryota; Metazoa; Chordata; Ceratodontiformes; Protopteridae
Gene: REST
Product: RE1 silencing transcription factor
Exons: 4
Coding region: 163-3876 (1237 amino acids)
Biological process (GO): regulation of gene expression
Cellular component (GO): nucleus
Source: RefSeq, a predicted model, not a curated record
ACCGCCGUCGGUACUUGUCUGAGCUGGGGGUAGUGUGGAGGAAUGUGGGCAACUUGUGAGCGAGGUCUUUGCGGCUGUUCAACAGUUACAGUAAACUAAACUUUAGAAUUUGUUCGAUCUGGAUUAGCCGAGAAGGUUGGGAGGUAGUAUCGUGUGUUAGAUAUGGCCACUCAGGUCCUGGGCCAGUCUACUGGAUGCAGUAUGUUUUCUCAGACUGGUAUUGGUGUUCCACUAAAUGUAGAUGUAUAUGACCUUAAUGACUUGUCAAAGCCAGAACUGUGUGCACCCCAGCUCAUAAUGUUGGCCAAUGUUGCAUUGACUGGAGAAGUGGGUACCUGUGACUGUUUGGGGGAAGACAAACAGAUGACUGAACUGAAAACAGUUGGCAAUUCUUUUUCCGAAAGUGAGGAAGAAGAAGAGGAAGGGGCAGAUGAAAUGAUUGCAGAACAGAUUGAUGCAUUGUCUGGGACUGUAGUACCAGAAACUGUGAAUAUUCAUCAGGAACACCUUGAAGAUGAUCCAGUGCUGCCUGAUGACUGUUCUAAUGCAAGCAAAGAUUCUGCAGAAGUAGAAACAGACAAUUCAGAUGAAAAAAGUAAGACUAAAUCAAAACCAUUUCGAUGUAAGCCUUGUCAAUAUGAAGCGGAGUCAGAGAAAGAAUUUGUUCACCAUAUCAGGGUUCAUAGUGCCAAAAAGUUUAUUGCAAAAGAAAAUGCAGAGAAGCAAGCCCAGUCCACUUCUGAUCCUGAGCCACCUGCAGAAGAGGGAGAUUUCUCCAAAGGCCCCAUCCGUUGUAAUCGAUGCGGUUACAACACCAAUAGAUAUGAUCAUUAUUUGGCCCAUCUGAAGCAUCACAAUAAGGCUGGAGACAACGAGAGUGUGUACAAGUGUAUCAUAUGCACCUAUACUACGGUUAGUGAAUACCACUGGAAAAAACACCUUCGCAAUCACUUCCCAAGAAAAGUGUACUCAUGCUCACAGUGCUCCUACUUUUCUGAUAGAAAAAACAACUACAUACAGCACAUACGCACUCAUACUGGUGAACGCCCAUAUCAAUGCUCAAUGUGUCCGUAUUCAAGUUCUCAAAAAACCCACUUAACCAGGCACAUGCGAACUCAUUCAGGUGAGAAGCCAUUUAAAUGUGACCAGUGUAGCUAUGUGGCAUCUAACCAGCAUGAAGUGACGAGACAUGCAAGGCAAGUUCAUAAUGGACCUAAACCACUGACUUGCCCACAUUGUGAUUAUAAAACUGCUGAUCGUAGCAACUUUAAGAAGCAUGUGGAGCUUCAUGUCAAUCCUCGUCAGUUCCUGUGUCCUGUUUGUGACUAUGCAGCUUCCAAAAAGUGUAAUCUUCAAUACCACAUUAAGUCAAGGCACAGUGACUGUUCUCUUAUUACAAUGGAUGUUUCGAAAGUGAAACUGCGUACCAAAAAAAAUGAACCAGAAAGUUGUGCUCCUAACAAUUCUGAACAUGUAGAGGUGGAUCAAAAGAAAUGUAAAGGAGAUAUUGAGGAAAAGAAAAAUGACAAAACUCUCAAACCAGAGAAAAAAGAAACGUCAGAACGUAUGAAAAAUCGGUGUGGUAUCACAGGUCAGGUGGCAACAGGAAGUCAAAAAACAUCUUGUGAAAGCAUUGUGACAUCAUGCUCAAUGCAAAAUAAAGCAACUGAAAAAUCAGGCAAGGUAAAGAGCACUAAAAGAAAGUCUGAGCAGGUUGAUUCAAGUCUUGAGAAAGAAGUCCUUGAAAGUGAAACCCCAAGAAAGAAAAAGAAACGGGAAAGUCUUCGUAAAGUUAGUAAAGAAGUACAGAAAUGUAAAGCUAAAGGGAAAGCCUCGAAAAAAAUGUUGAGUAGACAAAGGGAAAAGCAGAAAAGGAAGAUCUUCAAUGACAAAAAGGCAAAAAAAGGAAGUAAUACUGAAAAACAUAAAAAGAAAAAGAAAAAAGAGAAUAAGAAACAAUUUGUACAAGAAUGUCAGCCUUCAGCUUCUGAAGAGAUGCCUGAAGUGUGUAGCACAUCUAAUAAUGUGAUGGAAAAUGGCCGCUGCAGCUUAAACACUGAUCUUGACACUAGCAGCAGUAAUGGUUUUCAGAUUAAUGUUGAAAAGGCAAACGAAGUUAGCCCAGCUCUCUUAGAAACUGUCAGUGAAUACGGAGAACAAACUGAGCAAAACUGUGAUGUGAUAGCUGAGCAAGAAAAUGGUGAAACAGAACAAAAUAAACCUAUGGCACUUUCUGAAACAGAAAUUUCAGUUGAGUGCUGCAAAUUUGUAGAGAACCCCAAGGAAAAUGUAGCAGAGCUGGCAUGUCAGAGUGCUCUGAUGGAAAUUUCAUCUGAAGGACAAAACACCACAGACACUCCUUUUGCUGAGGGGUUAGUUGAGGAAAACAUUACCUCUGUCAGCUUACUUGAUUCUUCACUACAUCAGGAGCACCCAGUGAAGUUUGACACUCAAGCUAAAGUUUCAGAGGAUUUGGUCCAGUUAGAGGAGCCAGUACAAAUGGAUAUUCAGCCAGAUGUUUUUGCUAAAAGAAAUGCUCCUGUAGAAGAGUCUGUAAACCCUGUUGUGCAGUCAGAAAGUAUAUUGCAACAUCAUAGCCCUUUAUCACAUUCAUCUGUGGAAAUGCAUCAGUCUAAUGAAUUCUGCAAAAAAUCAGAUCUGCCCAUGAAUACUCUGGAAACCCAGUCCUGUAGUUUACAAGAAGAAUUUAAAACACAGUACUCCACUUAUGAUGGCUUUCAUUCAGGCAAUUUACUGGGUGAAUCUAAGCCAUUAGAUUCAGUUCAUGAAACUACUCUCUCAGACAACUUAGUAGACGAUUCAGGGUCCCUAGAUUCUGUUCAGGGCAUACCAUUAGACACAUUAGUGGAUAAAACCACAUCAGUGGAUCCUUUCAUUUUGCCAGGUGAGAUUAGACAUAUGGAUCAAAAUCAGAUGGACAUUCCAGGAGACAUUUUACCUGAUGAGGCUGUGCCCCUGACUGCUUUUCAGAAUAUUCCUUUUGCAAGUUUAGUUGAUAACUGUGAGCCACUGGAUUUAUCUUGGAGUGGCAUUCGUUCUAACAUUGCAUCAGAUCACCAUUGUCCAAUGAAUGCAGGCAGUCAUACUUAUAAUUUACCUGAAUACUCAGAUCUACAGCAGUCAGAACAGAGGAACUUUCAGUCUGGCAAUUCACAGGAAGAAGUUCCUCCACUAAACUCUGUGCAGAUGUAUGUAGAACCUGUUGACUCAAUAGAUCUGUCCAAGUCUACACAUCUAGACCAGCAGUUUGAGCCUGCCAAAGCAGCUAAAGUAGAGACUCACUCCAGGAUUUCAGUAGAAGAACUUACCCUGGCUAAGUCCACACAUUUAGACCAGCAGUUUGAGCUAGCUGAGGUAUCACAAAUAGAGAUUCAUUCAAAGACUUCAGCAGAAGAACCCAGCUUGCCUCGGUCAGCUGAGAAAGGUGUUCAGGUUGACAGUGUUGACAGUAUAACAUGUGCAUCAGAGAUUUCUAAUGAAUGUAUAGAUAAUAAUGCUAACUCUUUGCAGGAAAAGCCUACUGAAUCACAUUUGCUGUAUUCAGGUGCUAAAGUUGUGGAUGAAGCAGAACUGGAUGAAGAUGAAGGCAUCCACAGCCAUGAAAGCAGUGACAUUAGUGACAACCUUUCUGAAGGAAGUGAUGACUCUGGGUUAAAUGGAGCACAUGCUGUGCCAGAAAGUGUAAUAGGUAAAGUAAAACACAGUACUGACAAAGUAAGGGUAAUACAAGACAGUAGUUAUACAUGUAUUUUUUGUGACCGUGCAUUUACCCUGGAAGAAGAAUACAGCAAGCACCUUAAUCGCCAUUUGGUUAAUGUAUAUUAUCUUAAAAAGGCAGCAAACGGACAAGAGUGACUUAGUAUAAGGUCAAGAACUAAGACUUGAAAGCAGAUGGUUCUGUGUCUGCAGAAUAUUCCAUUCACAUUGAAUAGUGUCCCUCUGUAUGGAUUGUAUGCUUUAUUUAGUGAUUUGUCUGUUCUUGGAAUCUCAAUUUUGUUGUGAUAUUAAAUGCCAUUACAGUAUGCAGUAUGGCUACCUGCACUGCAGAGUGUAGGCAAAAUAUGUUUUUCAGUUACAGAAACCGUAAGCUUGGAUAUGAGCUUCAUCCUGAAUUUAUGCUUUGGUCAAUAGUCUGUUACUUUAUAAAUUUGUAAUUUAUAUAUUGCUUUGUGUAAGUGAUUUAUAUUUUGUUGAAAUCAAAAAGAUACUUGUUUUGUUAAAUUUGAAUUUUGUGCCACUUUGUAGAUGGUUGUUUGCAUGUGAGUUGCAUUUCAGGCAAUGCUUAUUUUGUUUUUUUCUUUUACGUGGUUUCAUAUACAACAUUUAGCUAAUUGUGUAUUUACCGUAUUUUUUUUUCUGUAUUAAAGGUGUUCAGUUUUUAUGUAUGUAGGGAAAAAUGUAUUGUAUGGAGUGGGCACUUUGUAAACCAUCAAGGUUUCGGUUCAGGAUAAGCUUUGAAGUGAGGGCUUAAAAGGAACUAUAAAAUUAAAAAGCAAUCAUGGUUUGAAAGGAAAAUUCAGAAUGCUUAGAAUCUUAAGGUUCAUAAUUGUAGGGAUUUGAAAUUCUUUUCCCUCUUUUCAAAAGCUGCUUCCCCGUUUGAAGGCCAUUCAUUAAAAAAAUGCACGCUACUGCAGAGAUGUAUAAUAACCCUAAUUUUAUUUUUGUUAUUGCUAUUUUGAUAACUAAGCAGAAACCUCUUUUUAUGGUGCUUUAAAGGCUCCUUGUAUUGCACACUUCGUGUUGUAUUAUCUAUGCAAUUCAUUAGAGCAAAUGAAUAUAUACAUGUUUCUUUUUGUUUUACUGUCUUGUUUCGUGUAUGAUUUAUUUCAAGGUUUGUUACUUUGUCCCUUGUUAAGUACAGUAUUUGUGGGAAUGAGACUGUCCAGAGUCUUUGUAGUCAGUGUUUUAGUGAGUAGAACACUACUGCCUUUUGUAUACAAUGGAUGCAUACUUAAAGUACACAAUUUAAGAAAACUGUAUUUACACUAGAUACAAACUUUCCCAAUUUUAAACCUUAACUUGUGAAUAGUUUUAGAAAUACUCAUACUACCACAAUUUUUAAUUGGGAUUUCAAUAGAAGCCAUUCCUACAAAAGGACCUUAAUAAAUUUUACCGAAUGCAUGGUGCGUGGAAAGGCAAGGUGAACAUGCUUAUGUAACCUUUUGAGGAAAUCCCUUCAAAGCACUCCAGACAUCUGGGAUGAAUUACCAAGAUGAAGACUUAGAAUUGUAGAUAAUUUUUCAGUUCUAAGCACGUAGCAUUUAAAUGCAUACAUAUGCAAGACUGGGUAAAAGAUUUGAAAUAUUUUACUCUAUAAAUAGCACAGCCUAAAAUACGUUAUUUUUAUGUUUUCAUCAGCUCUGUAUGUUAUGCUUUGUUGGAGCCUGAUGUUCAGUUUUGCGUAGGUUUCAUUAGCUGUCCUUUCUCAUAGCUGGCAUUUUAUAACAAGUAGGGAAUGUUUGAUAAUUUAUGGCUGAAUGCACUGGCUCUUCCUUAGUGUCACCAGGAGAAUUAAAACCAGAAGGGCUUAGCCUGGCACCUAAAACUUUCUUAGACCACCUUCGCUCUUCCCCUUUAUCCAAAGCACUAAGAAACUAAGAGCCCAUCUCCAGAUCUCUUUUUAGCCAUGAGUUAAAGUAUGUCAUACUGUGAAACAGCCCCAGCGUACUAUUUGUUAGUUUUAGUGCUUGUUGUUUUCCUUGAUUUUGGCCAGGUUUUACGCUGUGACUUUUCUGCCAUUGAAUUUGGGUCAGUUUGCUCUCUGUUUUUCAACUGGUGAGCUUAUGUAAUUUAGCACCCCCAACCUCACCCACCCAGGCCUAUGUCACCGUUUUGUUAGUUUCUCUGUUGUACUUUUCCUUGUCAGUGUGGUGAAAAAAACAAGAUUCUCAGUUUUUUAAAAAGUGUAAAUUUGGGGCCGAAAUCCUUCCUCAGUAUAAACGCGCCAAAUGUACGGAAUGUCAUGGAGAGCCUACUUUUUUUUCGUAGAGGAAUGUGAAAUUUGUCUACCUUUAAGCUAUUUAGCUUAAGAAAGAGAGAAAAAUGAGCUACAAUUGGUGAAGGUCAGUUCAACUCCUGCCUUUCACUUUCUGUCCAGAGCUUCCCCUUUUACCGCCACAUCUCUUUCCCCAGAACAAUUGAAGUAGUUAGCAAUUGAUAAGGGUACUGUGUCUGGUUCUUAUAACUUGUAUCUGCUGUGCCCAAACCUAUUGUUAUUAAAGAUGUUGUGCUUCUGGAACUGCUGCUUAUAAACUUAAGCUUGUUGUAUCCCUGUUAGGAGAAACGUUCCUUUUCCUUUUCUUUCUCUGUAUCAAGUGGACCAUAUCCCAUAGGUCUGUGUCGGUCCAUUUGAGCUAUAAGAUGAUGUGGCAGGCAUUCUUCUGAGUGCAGCAGAUGUGGUUCAGGUAUUAUGUCUCUAAUAUUAGGGGCUUGAUGGCAAGUUCACUGCCUGACUUUUCUAACUGUAGUCCUGAUGCUUCCUUGCUGGGGUAAUUUUGAGUCUCAGUUGGAUCAGUGCCAUUUGUUGCCUAUUGUCAUUGACAUCCGUGUAGAUGGACUGAAUCAAUAUCCUCAACUUCAGCUCCUGUGUUGUUGACAUUACUGUGGACAGCAGAGUUCCUGCCCUUGACUGUUUUAGGCCAGUGCAUCUCGACAUCACGGUAGAUCUCCUAGGACUAUUUUCCACCCCACCCCUUUAUGGUCAGAGUAUUCCUAGGUUCAGCAUUUGGACUGUCAGUGUUGAGGCCAGUGACCACAACCUGUCCACAGAUUGUUUUAUGACAUUAAGGGUCGACAUCAACAUAUCUGCUUGAUUGCUGGGGACUCUUCCAAUAAGUGCCCCACUCCAGACAUAGACAGUGACAAGUAGGUUGAUUCUCUUUCUGUUGCGAGUAUCAAGCAGUUUUGGAUAAAUACUGGAACUCAGCAGAGUCAAGGUGAAAUGGUCACCACACAUCCUUUACGAGUCCAAGCACAUUCUUGUUCAGACCUUCUCAUCCACCUUGGUUGUCUCCUUGGGCAGUUCCUCCAGCUGAUAAAAUGAAAAAAGCCAAGUUAGAGAAAUAUGAUAGCAAGGGUCAUACUUUCUCCAAGCUUUGACUGAAUUUCCAGGCUCCUCAGCAUCCAUUUGAUCAGACUGUGCAGAGCUCAUGUCAGCUGUGGUUUCAGCACUACCAGCAAAAUAAUAUGCAGAGUUCUGGUGAGGGCCAUAGGGUUUGCGGUAAUUUACAGAAUGGCUGCACUCCCAGAAUAAUUUUUUUUUUGGCAAAGUAGUGGGGGUAGUCGUGGUUCUCCUUCAGGACAAUAGCAGUCUACUUCCAAAACCCCUGCUUGGCUGCUUCCCUUUGUACACAGUAAAUCCACAUUGAAUGCCAUCACUUGUGAAAGUCAGGUCUGGAACACAGUAUCCAGACACUAUUCUAUUCCCUUCAUGACUGUCUCCAAGAUGCAUCCUUUCAUAGAUGUCCCAUACUGUCACAAAGCUGUGGCCAAACUAGAUGCCUAGAGCUUAAGAGCUGUCCAAAAAGUUGCAUUAGACCAAAAAGGGCCCUUAUUCAUACCAGAAAAAAAUGCAGAACACUGGCCUGUUCUUCACAUAAGAAGCCUAAAUCAAUACAGAAGCCUAAAUCAAUACAUUUCCAAAGAGCCCUUUUGCAUUUGUAUGAAGCAGUGCAUUCUUGUCCCUCCCUCAUCUGAAGGAGACUGGAUGAGUUGUUUGGACCUGUAAGAUGCAGACUUGUCCAUAGAUUGCCAGGGGGUGCCAGAAGCUCUUGCACUUCCAGAUAGGGGCUAUGCUUUCUCCAGAGCCUUAUGGAUUUCACCAAAAGUAUGUCAGCAGUGCCAGUCUGGGUGCUCAGCCUGCAGGGUCGUAGGUUUUACAUUACCUAGGCCACUGGCUUCCAGCAGUCCCAUUGUGACCAGUCUGAUUGCCUCCCAAGGAUUUGCUUCUCAGGUUUUCACAGUGGUUGAGAAUAACUGUAAAUACUGCAGAGUCCCAGAUGACACCCAUGAAGUAGGUCACCCUUAUAGGCUGCACUGUGGUUACUCCAGCUUGCCAAUCCUUUCUUUUGAUGGACAAAGUCCAUCCAGUCCACAGUUAAGUUAAUCCAAAAGUAAUUUACUGUAGCUUUCAAUCUUGGAUGACUUGAGUCUCAUGGAGCCCAUAGUUCGUAGUCUGUAAUUCUGUAACCCAUAUCUUUUGGAUCAUGGGAACAGUACUUGGCAAGCAAUCACAAUGACCAUAAGAUGCUUAGCUAGACACAUCUUUAAAUUGAUGCACUUAAAAGUUCUGUUUCAAACACUUAAAAGUGCUCACCUCUAAAACUGAAGGACAUGCAUAAUAAGCCUGGUGUAAAUUGAUAUCUGCAUCCAAUCACCCAAACUAGCUGUAAAGAACGAGUUAGAAAGCUGUCCUUUCAGAGAGCAUUGUUUAUUUGUUGGUGUAGAUUUAAGUCCCCAGUGCAGGUGUUUGUAGAGCCAUUGGUUUUUGUGAAGAAGUCUGAGGUCAUAUAGGACUAGGUCUUUCAUGGCUAGAAAAGCAAAACAUAGGUCACCUCAGUGCAUUCAGUAGACUGCAGAGUAUAAGGAGUGUUGCGCUGCUCUACUGGGAUAAUUGAAAAUUUUAAGACCUUUUAUUUUCUUGUUUAGAAAUCUUUGUAACCUUUCAAGUGAAAAAUAUAGAUUUGUACAUACCAAACAGGGCAAUGGAUUCAGUGAUGGGUAAGUUAAGGGAAGAGUAGAGAUAUAGGUUGAGUUUUUUGGAUCUUUAGGUUAUUCCUAUGGAAUUUACCUCUGUCAGAAAGGGUUCCCUCAGACCCUGUCGAAACAUGGUAAUAGAAUGAGAGUUAUCCACAUAAAUACUAGGUCUGUUAUGACCAUGCCUGUGCCAUUUAUAACUUAAAAUGUGCCUUUUAUUUAUUUUUUUUCUUCGCUGAAUGCCAUACUGCAUUUUUGCAUUUAGUUUGAGACGGUUUUUAGUACACCAGGUUUAUGCAUAUUCCAAACGUAGUAUUAGUGGAUGAGUGGUAAUGGUGCUUGGCUUGCAGUAAUCAGCAAGCUGGUGUUCCAAAGGAUAUGUGAGCUAUGGACAACAGACUAUGAGCUACGGAAUCCACUAGACCAUUACACUUCUGAGAUAUUGGCUUGGAUGUUUGCAAAUAUAAAUGCCAAAGAGGAGAGGACCCAGACUGAUCCCUAUGGUACCUCACUAGUCACAAUUUUAAAUUUAGACACUGUAUCAGCAACUUUCACAAAGAGGGAUCUGUUAGCAAUUUGCAGUCCAGCAAAUAACAUAGAUUAUAUUUUUUGUCUAAUUUUACAGUGCUAAUAGUAUGGGGAGUAGUGUCAGAUGCAUUGGCAGGCCAAGAUAAGCAGCAUGCACUGAGCAGCCACUCUCCACAGCUUCUGUAACCUUUAAAGCUUACAAGGUUCAGGAGACCGGACGUAUAUUUCACAAAACUGAACUGGUUGAGGUCUUAUUCAAUUGUGGCUGCAUAAAUGAGUUCUGCUAUGACAACUUCCAUGCUGUUGUAUAUAUGGUUGGUGAGGCGGAUGGAACUGUAAUUACCCAAACCCGCAGAUGAGCUGUCCCUGUGUAUGAAAGUCACAGUAGCAGUUCUGCAGGCAUCAGCAACAAAUUACCCAACCUCAGCCUACAUACAGAGUUUAAGUAGAUGCUCAGAUAGUGCAUACUUGGCACCAAUGAGAAUGCAGUCUGGUAUGUUUGUUGGUCUCAUGGAAGUAUUGUUUUUAGCCUUUGACAGGGAAUCUGCUGUUUGUUUUAAAGUGGUUUGAGGAGAAACAGAAUUAUCAGGGUUAGUGGUCACAACAGUUUGGAUAGGUAGGGUAAAGUUGCACUAAAUUUGUCUGCCAGUAUGUUGACUAUAUCCUUGGAAUUGGAAAGUGUAAUGUUAUGGAUGAGUUCUUUGCAGUUUUGGAUUUUAUUCUCUAAUUUCCUGAUAUAACUGAAGAAGGAUUUGUAGCUUCCUUUGGUAGCUGUCAUGAUCUUAAGGUCAUACUUUGCUUUACAUUUUCAAAUAGGGCUCUUGUGUUCCUUGCUUGUAUGCCUCACUGAACUCUUGAGGUAGGGUGAUGGGAAUUUCUUGCACCUUUUCAUUAUUUUCCUUCUUUUGUUAGUCUAUUACUGCAGUAAUUCUACAAGGGAGAGGUUUAUUCCAGAAGUCACUAUUAUAUUUAGGGGAUGCAGCUACUGACUUUUCUGUGAGGUUGUUUGGGUGCUGGUAAAAGUCUAAAAUAAAAGUACAUCCGCCAUCUUAGUUGAGUCCAUUUGUGGGGGAUUGUUGAGAAUUUUGCUGAGGUCUUCCAUAAGCUGAAGUAGAAUUCUCCUUCAGAAGUCCCUAAAGACAGUCUCAUUUGUUGGGGGUGUACUGCUAGGCCUCUCAAAGAAGAUGACUGAUUUGUGAUGAGAUUUAAACAGGGGUGAGGAAAUGGAGGAUCUAAGUCGGUAACCUCUGGUGGGUUGUUUUACAGUUUGCUCCAGCAUAUUGGUAAAAUAAGAGUCUGGAAAACCUGUAUAUCCAUUUUUAGAAGUUUGUAUGCCAUUUAAUGCUUGAUUAAUUGGAAUCCCCUAGCAAGAAUGUACUUGAUUUGAUGUUCAACUCCUCAGUGGAGUUCAGGUAAUUUUCAUGGUCUUUAUAGCUAGCAGCAAAGUAGUAGCUGAAUUUAAGGGUGAUUUGGACUCUCUAGGAGAUCCAAGUUAGGGUUGUGGUAAUUUUAAUGUUGGAUAAUGAUGGUUAAGACAGAUACUCCGUUACAAUUACCUAAGGGCCUCAAUUCAUGUUAGGUACUCAACCUAAUUAUAGAGGGAAUGCUCUCAUUCAACUGCAACCAUGCCUUAGUAACUGCACAAAUGUGAAUGUGCUCAAGUUGCAGGUGAGCCUCAGGUUCUGGCAUCUUCCUGUGUAGACUCAUAGUAUUGAGUAGUGCUACCAUGAUAUUAUCCCAGUUUGAGCUUGCUAUGUUGUAAUGCCCAGCAAGGGAGACUUCACCUAAAAAGGCACUGCUGGGCCUGCAUGAUAUAGCUGGUAUGCAGAAGCCUGGUAAGAGAGAUGUAAGCUAUUCUGGCAAUACAAGGAAGUCUUAUCUUAUCUCUACCUAGGGCUACACAUACUGGAUCCCCUUAGAGUGACACCAACUACUGAGAUAGUUCCACUUAUCCUGUAUUGGUAGCUAGGUGUUAUUCUUGGUGAAGGCAAUGUGCUACUCAUGGCCAGCAUCUUUCCUGACUCUAAUACAUUUAUACAUAUAUAGUAAGUUCCGUUAUGUUUGUCUGCUUGUCCCUCUGGGUGGAGCACCUUGAGCCAUUCAGUCCAACAUAUCACCAAUAGGUAGUAGUCAUAUUUCUCUAUUUUAAGAGAUCUUAAGACUCUGAUCAAAAGUCCAGGAAGUGCAGAGGGCACCCUUCACGGUAGACUCAUGAGUCCAACCUCUCUUUGAGCAGACACUUCCAAGCUCCUGUUCCUAUGGUGACCAUGAAUACAGAUGCCUCUGCUUUUGGGUUGGGGGCAUUAUUUGGGGAAGACAGUCCAGGACAUAUGUUUGAUCCACUUGACCAAUCUGUAGAUCAGCAUUCUGGGUGUGAGAGACAUCCUUCCUUGCAGGUUUUCCUGACCUUCAUCCUCAUGUGUCACAUUGUCACCCACAUCCAAAGGCUCUUCUCAUUCCUUGUAUAAAUGAGACUGUAAUAAAUUACCCCCCCUUCUUUGUUGAAAGGCCAUGAAAGCAUGGGACCGGGUCUUUGUUUCCAGUCACCUUCUCGUUGCCUGUCACAUUCUGGCACAAGCCUGUUCUCUAGUAAAUUGGAUCAGUCGCUGUCUGCUAAUGCCCUACAAGUGGUCUUUCAGGCAGUAUGACAGACUCUAUCCUGUUGUUGGGGGAAGCCUUGCUGUGACCUUUUUGUGUACCCAACCAACUUCAAGUACAACAGCUUCUCUUACACUAUUCCUCCUUCAAGAGGAUGCCACAGAGAUGGAAGUCAUCCAGAAAUGACAUUCAUGACUUAUUUAUGCCUCCCCCUAUUUACCCUUAUUCUUAAAUUUCUGGCAAAAGCCAAAAUGAUUCUAAUAUCCUCUUUGUGGCCCCAGUAAGUGAGUUUCCCCCUCUUUGGCCUCUCCUCCUGGACAGGCCUUUCUGUCUGAAGCCAUCCAGCAAUCUCCUGUCUCUUCCAUCUUGCAAGUCUUACCCAGACCUUUAUUCCCUCAGAUUAACUGCUUUGUUUCUCUGUUUCCUGUGGUUACCAGAGAAACUUCAUGCCCUUGGCCAUGGUGUUCCAUAUUUUUACUUCUGCUCAGAGACUUGCCACUAGGAGGAAGUAUUAAAGCAAAUUGACUUGUUUUUCCAUGUGGACCACAGCUAGGGCUCUAUACCCCUUUAUGGUUUAUUUUCCAAGUGUUUUGGAGUAUUUCGCAAAGAUUUUGAUUCAGGACUUUGCAUCUCUUUUGUUGAGGUCCAUUUUUUCCUCAAAUGUGCUGAUUCUUUCUUGUUAGCAUCUCUUAUAAUCGGAAAAUGUUCUUUAAGGGCAGCUUCCUGUUUUUCUGGCAUACCACCCAUUAAGUCUGUGUUCCAUCCUUGAAACAUUGGAGGAGCUUAUCUUGCCUGUUUUCAAGCCUAACUGCUUUUAGGAGAUAAAUGGUCUUUAAUGGAGAAUAUUAUUCUUAUUUAUUAAUACCUCUGCCAGAAGAAUUUUGAGCUUCAAGCUUUGUGUGCCAAUCCCCUUAUGUUGCUUUUAACCAAAAACAAAGUGUCUAUGAGAAUGGAUCCUUCCUUUAUGCAAGAAGUAGCAUGGAAACUAAUUUCAUUUGAAUGAUCUCCCAGUAUUGUUUCAUACUUAACACUAACUCUGCUUAAUUGCAUGGAUGUCCAUUGACAAUUUUCUUUGAAUAGAGCAAAAUCCAUCAUGAGAGAUUUACAGCAUUUUAUUUCAUUUUCUAAUAAAAACAUUUGGUUCUGAAGUGUCUAGGUCAUUUUAGCUUUCCCAGUACAUAAUGUUUUAUUAGAAAUAUGUCAAGCCUUUACCUGAAUUCACAGUUGGUCACUCUAAGGCAGUGCCACUUUUGAAAGCGUUCUUUAAAAAUACUUUAGUGGAGGACAUUUGUGCAUUUUCUACAUGGGCAUCGCUGAUUAUUUUUGCAAUACACCACAAGCUGGAUGUGAUCUCUAGGUCAAGGUCAUUCUAGAGGGCCAUUAUUUAGGGCAUUCUUUCAUGAAGGCCACCCAAGGGGUCAGGCUUGGACUCUGCUAUACUGGUGAUAGAGGUAGAACUCCCAACAUCAAGACAUUAAAGUUGCAUAAUUUCCGUAAAGAUAGAUCAUCCUUAGUAGUUUCAUCUGUAUCACCAUAUCAACCUCCUUUUGCCUCAAGCUUGACAAGUGCCAUCCUUUAGUAGGCAGUUUCGGAGUACAGCAAGUUUAAUUUAAUUUAUGCUUUAACUCAUGGAGACUAACAGAUCUGGAAAUGGGUCCUCAGAUUGUCGGCUUGACAAGAGCCCUCAUUUGGUAGGGGCAGUUUAGGAGUGGAGCAAGGUUCAUUUUAUUUAUGCUUGAACUUAUGGGAACUAGUAGAAAUCCUAAGAUCCCCAACUUUGUGGGUAAGGGGAGGAGCUAAGGUAGCCUGGGAAGAUUUUAGGUGUGUGGCUGGGUUAACUGCUGCUACCUCGGGUCUGUCAUUACAGUAAGUGUAUAACUUUUGUUAACCCAGUGUUGCGUCAGUCUUGUGGUAGUCACGUAAACAGUGAGGAAGGCUGUGCCCUCCCACGCACCAUCCAAAGACGCCCUCUGUUUAAAUGCAAACUGUCAAAAUUAGACUUUUUGUAACUCCCAGGUUUGAGUGGUGACUGUUGUUAAAACUCAUUUUACAGAAUUUUUUUUUUUUUUUUUU